AAGACUUGGCAAAGCUAUUGCCUGUAGGGAAACGGGGCAAAGAAACAAGAGGGUGGGAACUUAUAAAUAUGACACCAGCUCCUGUCAAAGACUUUCCAAAGAGAAGCUCCCUCUCAGCCUCACUCUCAGGCAAAGAAGUGUGAUGACCUUGCUGCUCUUCCUCAUCCUGGCAGUUUGCCUCUUUAACCUGGGAAUUGUACUAUGGGUGAUCUAUGAGCAUUUCUUUAACACAGAUAUCCCUGCUGCCAUUGGCCACACAGUUAAGCUCCGCAUCCUACACUGUCUAUUUCUACUGAUGUUGACUUGGGCGAAGAUUUGUGAAAAACUGGGAAUCUGCUCAAAGUUAACAUUUAUUCGCUUUGUACUUCUUAGUCUGCCAGUCAAGGAGGACCCAAAGCUUGUGGUAAAGAAUUUAUGCUUUGGGACAGUACCUGUGAGGUUGUAUCAGCCAAAGGCAAGAUCUGCAAGCCUCAGGAAAGGAAUUAUCUUCAUCCAUGGAGGGGGUAUGCUUAUUGGGAGCCUGGACAUCUACCACAGCACAUGCUGCUUCCUGGCUAGGGAAACUAACUCAGUGGUUCUAUCAAUUAGUUACCGCCUGGCUCCAGAGCACAGGAACCCUUCUGGUUUAAAUGACUGCAUGGCUGCUUCUGUCCAUUUCUUGAGGAACCUGGAGACUUAUGGAGUGGAUCCAUUUUAUGUCACCUUCUGUGGUGACAGUGCUGGAGGAACAAUGGUGGCUUCUAUUUGCCAAACGCUUGUGACCAAACCAGACCUCCCCAAGAUAAGAGCUCAGAUUCUGAUCUAUCCCUUUAUGCAGGCAAUUAAUUUACAGCUGCCUUCCCACCAACGUUAUAAAAAUACCUUAUUCCUCAAUCAGAAAAUCUUCCUCUUCUGUGUAUUCCAAUAUUUUGAUAUUGAUAUCCUUUGGAAAACUGCUCUCCUGAAUGGUGCCCAUCUACCCCUUGAGAUGCGGGAUAAGUGUGAGGAAAGGGUGGGUGUCCACAACAUCCCUGAGCGAUUCAAACAGGAAGGCUACCAGCCCAAGUCUCCUGGCCCUUUUGAUGAGAAUGUUUACCUGGAAACUAGUCAGAUCUUCUGGGCAAUGAAUUCACCCCUAUUUGCUGACAAGGACAUCAUUGCCCGACUCCCUGAGACCUUGCUUGUGAGUUGUGAGUUUGAUGUCCUUCGGGAUGACUCACUGUUGUAUAAGAAGAUAUUGGACGAUCAGGGGGUGCCAGUGAGCUGGCACCACAUUGAAGAUGGUUUUCAUGGAGUGCUCUUCACCUUUGACAAAGGCUUCUUCAUUUUCCCCUGUGCCUUGACAAUUCUGAAUAUUAUGGUUGAUUUUAUAAAGGAUCUGUGAACUUCACUCAUAGGACUUUCAGGAAGGAAUGGCAAAUAUGGUCUCCAUCUCAAGUUAGGUUCCUGAUUGAGUCUCAUUUUUAUCAUUUUAGGGGAAGGGGUGAGUUCUGGAGCUGAGGGGAAGAGAUUGUAAGGAUAGACUCGCCUUAGGUUCAAGGGUACUCAAAUACAAAUACAAAAAUAUUUUAAAGUACUGCUUGUCCAUGAAAAUGAUGGUUGGAAGAUUAAGCAGGUGGUCCUUAGGUUAUGUUUUUGGCUUGUCUAGGUCCCACUGCAGUAUGAGCCUUUGUGUACCUUUUAUAGGGAGGCACAGGAGUGUCAAAUAGGAUACUGGUUGAGGACUUCCGGUUAAGAUGGCGGCUUAGAGAAAGCUAAAGUUCAGAUCUCCGGAAAACCCUUCCCGACCAAUCUCAAACUAUAAGCUCCUAAGGCGCCGAAAUUUAAAACGAUCAACAGCACAGACCCUGGGAACCCUCCUCCUGGACCUGGACCCGGAUCAAAAGGUACGGGUCCCCUCAAAAGCCAGAACCCGAGAUCAAUUGGACCUAAGGGGUAGGAGCGCAGAGUCCAAGGCUCCGGGAAGCCGCAGCCCGGCCCGGCUCAGAGAGCAGGGUCCUCUGAACAACAACCCUCAGGGCCUUCUAUCCGAGUCCCAGUGAAAGUCAC
Molecule: messenger RNA, 2028 nt
Organism: Monodelphis domestica (gray short-tailed opossum)
Lineage: Eukaryota; Metazoa; Chordata; Mammalia; Didelphimorphia; Didelphidae
Product: arylacetamide deacetylase-like 4
Cellular component (GO): membrane
Molecular function (GO): carboxylic ester hydrolase activity
Source: RefSeq, a predicted model, not a curated record